GUGUAUCACAGGACACGUCACAGUGCUGAAGGUGGCAAAAGCUCAAAGAACAAACAAGCCAGACUCAGAAGGACAGAGACAGAGGGACGCUGCCACGCCGUGAAGUUUAAAAGAGCUUUAGCUUCAGUGUUUAAGCCUUGCUGAGAUUGUCUGAGGCUCUAGAACAGGAGACAAGAGCCAGGGCGAAAGACCUGCGUGACACUGACUCUUCUGACAGCACCAUCACAGUGAGCACUUCAGAAGCGUGUCGGGUUCAGAGGAGGGAAACGGGCCAUACAUGAGGCGCUGACAUCAAGAAGUUCAGUACAGACCAAAAAAGGACUAGAAAGGUGAAGAAAAAUGAGAGAUAUCAGCGCCAUGGAGAAUAAGUGGAUGUUGAGAGCCGUGUUUGUUCUGGCUGUCUGUCUCACAAGAAAUCUCACAUCAGGACACGGUGACAGAACUUCUCUGGAUUCUGACAAAACACCACACAGCCCUGAUCCUACAACAGUAAAGCUUGAAGGUUUCAGGAAUGAGAGCUUUGAAGUGGGCAGCAGGGUCACUUUACUCUGCACCAACACAAAGAUAGCAUGGAGUGAGAUGAUUUAUGUCAUCUGGAAAAUCAGCACACAAGAGAAGAACUGCAGCAUUGCUGUGGCCAGAAAUGACUCCAAUUUUGACACGUGCCAAGAUGGAAAGAAGAUUAAUAUUAGUAAAGGUGGAGACUACAGUCUGAUCAUCCCUCACUUUUCCAUUAAAGAUGAAGGAAAUUACACCUGUGAUGUGUCCUACCAUGCGGGGGGCUACGUGGAAAACAUAUAUGUGUCUGCAUGGGUGCAACCAAAGAUGGCUGGCUGGCUGGAAACUAAAGGUGGCCACACUUUUGCCAUCUGCGAAGUUCAGAGUUUACCAGAAGCUUCUAUCCUAUGGGAACCUCUGUCGAACUCCUCUUUACCUGAGACAAACUCAUCCAGAGAAGCUAGUGGAAUUUUCAUAGUCACGAGCCGGUUACAGCUGCCUCGAAAUGCCUUUGACAAAAACCUGACCUGUGUAGCUGCCAGCCACUCCAAGUGGCCAGAGACUCGAUUCACCAUCUUUACAGGCAACGACAAUCCUGUUAAAUGGCCUUUUAUUCUUCUGGGCGUUUGUGCCACCUGCUCCAUCGUGACUCUCCUGACUGGUCUCUACAUCAUGCGGGAAAAACUUGGACGGUUAAGUGUGUUUAAAAAGAUUUGCUGCUCAUCCCAAAUCUCCCAACCAUCAAAAGAGGAAAAAACUCCACAGCCUCGUGACACUGAAGAAGUGGAACCCUACGCCAGUUACGUGCAAAGAGUGAACUCCAUCUACAACUCCUCUGCUGAUCUCUUCAACGCUUGAACCACAUUUAGACACAUGCAUGGACACGCAAACCCACACAGUUUGAUGAGAUUGCAGAUUAUGGCAAACAUGAACACAAUGCAGAGUGGAGUGAGUUUUGCACAUGACAAAUGCAACACUCAUCACUGCACACCUACUCUGUGGACAAAAGUGUGUGCUAAUACAGCUGGAAACAAAGGCUAAUGAAACCCCUUCAAAAAACCAGCCUUCAACAAACAGACGCUGAUGAGAGAAACACAAACCAGAGUGAGUCAAAGCAAGAGAAGGAGUGGAAAGUGAGGGAUUCGCCAUGUCUUCAUGAUAUGAAGACUCUGCAUGACUGAAGUGAGCAGUGCUUCUGUUGCUCAAACUACGUCCAAACUAAUCCACCAAGCUUCACAGAUCACAGGCCUAAAAGAGACUUAAUGCAGAGGGGCCUUCAAGACUCUAAGGAAGGUUUCUUUUGACGUGGCCUUGAUUUCCAGCUGACUGUAUCUCAUCCACUGAUAGAGCUGGAGUGGAGUGAGGAAUGUUUCAGUGAAUCAAAUAAUCACAGAGACUUGACAAUAAGGGAUUUAUUGCUCUUUUCUCCAUGAGAGAUGUGUGCCAGUCUCACUUCCCUCACUUCCAUUGUGAUUUCAGUUUUGGAGCUCUUCACUGUAUAUAGUAUAUUCAAAAAUCCCACAGUGGCACAAUAUAUAUUCUGCAUAUAUUUGGAACAAUGUAUUACACCAAUGUACUCCAGAACUGCUGUCAGAGACCACCCUUCAUUUAUUUUUUCAUUUCCAGUCAAAAGGGCCAUUAGGUUGAAGUUAUUCUGGGCAUGAGGAAAAGGCAGAAAAUUUCAAAAGAAGCCACAGCAAAAAAAAAUUAAUAUUACAUUGUUUCAGUAUUUAAUGUGUCCAUUCUGUACCAUUACAGCAGCUUCCAUUCUCUUUUCAUGAGACUUUCAAUUUAUCAGAGUAAUCUGCAGGAAUAUUUUUUCACUAAUUUUUCUAAGUUCAGUCUUAGAAGUUUGUUGCAUUUUCUGCUUCUAACGAUCCAA
This is a messenger RNA of Colossoma macropomum (tambaqui), 2380 nucleotides long. RefSeq names its product cell surface glycoprotein CD200 receptor 1-B-like. Gene Ontology annotation, biological process: regulation of neuroinflammatory response. Lineage: Eukaryota; Metazoa; Chordata; Actinopteri; Characiformes; Serrasalmidae. Gene Ontology annotation, molecular function: signaling receptor activity. The record is from RefSeq and is a predicted model, not a curated record. The transcript is spliced from 7 exons. Bases 340 to 1356 code for a protein of 338 amino acids.